AGCUCAAGCAGAAUGUGGACCACGUAGGCGUUUGUAGGGUGUGGGACUAGUGUUUCGGCCUCUGUAUGGGACAAGGAAUUUGUAAAUGCGUUGAGGAUGAGAGCGGCACUUCAGCCAGCCUUGAUGUGACAUCGGUGCCGGUGCUGCAGGAGGUUAAAGGCGCCCAGGCAAAUUUUAUGGGCGGAAUUCUUGAAGGGCCAUGGUUACGGAAAGGAGACAAUGUGUUCCUCGGAACCAUCAAGGAGAAUAAGAUGACAUGGGUCCCGGGUUUCAAUCAUCCUCCUUGUGAUCUCACGGAGGCAGAUUCGUUGCGCGUCAGCAUUUUUCUGGAGGGCAAAAUGCAUAGCGGCGUAGUCUCAAAAAGUGGUGCUGAGACCACCAUUUGCUGGAGCGAUGGUGAGGUUUGGUACAAGAAAACGGACUAGGUCGUUAUCUGGUCCAUAGACAUAGUCUUCUGAGAAAGCAGAAUGCUUUUUCAACACCAAAAUCUCGACAUGUUUCACUUCAUCUAUCCAAAAAAGAUUUCCUGAAUGAAA
Messenger RNA from Cladocopium goreaui, 536 nucleotides. The record is from the annotation of a GenBank genome assembly. NCBI's taxonomy places the organism in Eukaryota, Dinophyceae, Suessiales, Symbiodiniaceae.